Molecule: messenger RNA, 1468 nt
Organism: Tripterygium wilfordii
Lineage: Eukaryota; Viridiplantae; Streptophyta; Magnoliopsida; Celastrales; Celastraceae
Product: protein PHLOEM PROTEIN 2-LIKE A10-like
Exons: 1
Coding region: 130-1401 (423 amino acids)
Source: RefSeq, a predicted model, not a curated record
UUUCGACCCAGAGGUGAAUAUACCAAAUAACCAAUCAUACUGAUCGAUUGACAGCUCUAGAUUUCACAAUUCAAGCCCUAGGGUUUCAAUUUCUUGCAACUCUUGGGCUGAUUCUGUCUCUGUUGUUAUAUGGAUCUAGGAUUGGUGAACAAGGCUUUGAAUUUCUCCCGCAGAAAAAAGAAAUGGCUUGUUCUGUUAGCAGUCUUUGGUUUAUCAGGUUAUGGUGCCUACAGGGUUUUUAAUUUGCCCUCUGUGGCCGAGAAGAGGAGAAGAUUGACGAAGCUCGUAGGGGCCCUUAUUGCGGUUGGGGAAAUGGUGUCUGAUUCGUCGGAGAUAAUUAGUGUUGUAUCUAGAGAUUUGAAGCAGUUUUUGCAGUCUGAUACGGACGAAAUUCCUAAUAGCUUGAAGCAGAUUUCUAAGAUUGCAGGGUCGAAGGAGUUCUCUGAGUCGUUGGCUAGGGUUUCUGAGGCUAUAACACUUGGGAUUUUGCGGGGGUGCAGGUCUCAUGCUGAGAGUGAUAAUGAAUUGGAUGGGCGUGGGGUGAACACAAGUUUUACUGAUAGGAUGAUGGAGAAGAUGCUGUCUAAUUCUGGGACUGGGUUUGCUUCUGUUGUUGUGGGUAGUUUUGCAAGGAAUUUGGUCAUGGGUUUCUACGCAAAUGGGGGAUCUCCAAAUAACCAGGGGAAUGUUUUGCAAUGUAGGUCAAACCCAGAGGAUGUGCCUCGAUGGGUAAAUGUGGUUUGCGAUUAUAGGUGUAAAGAGCUCAUCGGUGAUUGUAUACAGAGGUUUGUGGGUACAGCAGUUGCAGUUUUUCUUGACAAGACAAUGCAUAUCAAAACUUACGACGAGCUUUUUGCUGGGAUGACCAAUCCUAAGCAUCAAACCGAUGUGAGGGACAUGCUUGUUUAUAUUUGCAAUGGUGCUGUGGAGACCAUCGUUAAAACAUCUCAUCAAGUCUUGACAGGUUCAAAUUCGAAUGCAAACUCAAGCUCUACUUGUUCCACUGUUGAGCAUAGUGAAAAUGCUACUGCAACCAAAGAUAAUUGUUUCAAGCAAGAAGCAUACUCAAACCAAGUGAAAGAGGACAGUUCAUUUGGUAAUAUUCAGAGCAGUGGUUGGGUGGGAAUGUCGUCCACACUGGCUUUGUCAAGGAAUAGGAAGUUUGUGUCUGAUGUGACUGGGAGGGUGGCAUUCGAAACAUUAACAUCUCUUGUGGAAUUUUUACUAUGGAAGCUAUCAGAUGGUUUGAAAAGAAGUGUACAUGUAGCUCACAAGGAUGCUGUGGAGAGCGGAAUGCAAAUUGUUAGAUAUGUCGGUGCUAAGUCAUCUGUUAUUGUUACUAUAUGUCUUGCUUUGUAUUUACAUGUUAUGGGUGGUACUAGGGUUAUGAUGCCUGCAUAAGUUCGUGGGUUUCUCUGUCUUUUAUAAGGCACUACUUGUUUUUUAUGAAUGGAAAAUUUUAUUAAAG